Messenger RNA from Linum trigynum, 6705 nucleotides. Lineage: Eukaryota; Viridiplantae; Streptophyta; Magnoliopsida; Malpighiales; Linaceae. The record is from the annotation of a GenBank genome assembly.
CUUCCUCCUUGUCAACUAAACUUCUUCACUCUCCACUCCAUAAUAUCAACUUCAUUGUACACAAUUUGAAAGAAUAAAUUAGACAUGUCUCCACAAACAUAAAGAAGAUUAGUUAUUUAAGAAAGAUAUAUUGCAAAUAACCCGGAAAAAUUAAUUAUAUGGGUGUGGGCGGGUACUCAUGGAUCGGGUUUACCUAAACCCAAACGCAACCCAACCCGAUGAAUAAUGUAGCGGGUUUAAACCCAAACCCGGUCCAAAACCCGUCAACACGGGUUUUACCCGCGUUGACCGGUUGAAUCGGGUGAGUACCCGUGGGUUUGGGUUUUGUUGCCAUUCCUACUCAGAAGGCAUGUUUGUCGAUUCAUGACCGUUAAGACGGCAUUUGUGGGGGAAUACUUCUACUCCUUCACCUAGAUUUCAGCUGGCCACUUCACUUCUUUCUAUAUAUAAUGCUUAAAUCUGAACAUGAAUUAUGUAUUCUGUCGUUCGUUAAUAUCAUCAUUUUUUGCGUACUUAUUUUGUUAGUUCGACCUGUCAAAAAUUAUUAAUUGGGGUGGUGGGCUCAUCAGUGUAAGGAGGUGGUUAAGUAACAUAUAUGGGUCUGUAUAAGAUUCAGAAUAACAUUUUCUCAACAAUUUGAGAGACCAAAUGGUUUAUGACAAGGUAUCAGAGGUCAGAGCUGGUUCCGCUACUGAGUUCAAGUUGGAUAAUUUAUCACAUGCAGCGGAUCAAAGCAAACAAUUGAAAUAUUUAUUAAUCAGAAAACCAAGAAAUAAACUAUAAAAUAUGAUAAAUGUAGUUAAGAUAUCUCAAAUUAGUCAUGUAUAAAACCAUGGCAAAUUGAUGAGAAGAGAAGGAGAAGACGACUUAGGAAAGAUAGGUAUAAUUUCUAGUCGAACGAGAAGAUAAGGGUAAAUGAGGAAUGAUAAAAAAAAAUGCAAAUUGAGAAAGAAUGGACAAAUCGGUACCGGAUUUCAUAAUAGUUAAGGGGGCAAUUAAGCUAUUCUGAAAUCCGAUCAUUGAAGAAUUAUGAAAUUCGGCAUGCUAAAAGUCUCUCGUCCUGACAGCCUUUACCAAACGAGUAAUUCGAGCAAAAUUCCGCGGAACAAAUUAUUUGGGAAAAAUCCUGCAUCCAAAUUCCUCUUACACAAAUCCCAAAUUGAACGUAGUGUAUCAACUGAUAUAUAUAUAUAAGAGUGAAAUAAGUUUAUAUUACAAGAGAGAAAACAAAAAGCACACAUAAGAAGAAAAGGGCGCCAGAAACCAGCGUCACCAACCAAAGACAGAGGCGACAGCUGAACAACGAAAACAACAAAGACGAACACCAGAAGAAGAAAAACACAGUGCUUCACGCAAGAACCAGCACCCUCAGCCGCUAGACAUCAAGAAUAUGGGUGCUGCGGGGGAUCAUUACUCGCCCCAACGGGAAAACUUCUCGGAAGAACCCUGAAAAUAAGGUGCUGAAACCACUAAUCAGCAACCAACCUGUCCACUCUUUUAACCACAAUCAACCAAUCAGCAAUCUCUUUGCCAAUGCCAACCCAAAACAUGUUCCGGAGUCGUCUUCUUGUCUUUGAAUGUCCUAGCGUUUCUUUCGCGCCACAACCUCCAUCAAACUGAUAUAUAUUGUACUUGUACAUUAAUGAUAUAUGAGAUGUAGACUAUUUAUUGAAGGAAAAAUAUAAUCAUUCGAUGUGGUAUUAAAUUUGUUAGUGGUUGGAACCAGCUUUUAGUAUUUUGAAGAAUUGGCAUUGUUUAUCUUUUUCUCCUCUCAUAUGAUUCCAUGACUCAGAAUACUAAAUACAGUACGGAUCCUCCAUGAUUGACUUCAUGUUCCCCCGCUCCUUUCUUAGUCCAACCCUACUAAAUAAUGCCGAUAAAAGAAAAGUGUUCGAAUCGCCAUUUGCAAUUCAAUUUAUCUAUAAAAUCUUUUCACGUAGUGAUAGAAGGUAUGCCUCAAUUCUAUGAACAACGAUAGAUAAUUAUGAAUUGUGGAGUCUUUUUGGGGACACAUUUCCUCUAUUAAUAAUCUCAACUCCAUGUUCCACCAAAUAUAAGCUUUUGUUUGUUAAAGUUGAUGCUGAUCCAUUAUCGGCCUACAUAAUUUCGAUCAAAUUAUAUUGUUGUUCCAAAAGAAGACUUCAUUAUUAUUUGCUGAUCCUAUUAGUAUGUAUUCAACUAUUCUACAACCUAAAUGAUUGUCACUUACGUCGAAAUUUGAGGGGAAAAAAUUCAUGUACAUAUUGUUUUAGUGGUGUUUAGAUCUGUACUGAGUAUUGAGGAUAUAAUUCAAGGCUCCAUAACCAAUCUAAACUUAUCAACAAAAAAAAAAAAAAAAAUCAUUACCAACUAUAUAAUUCAAUCAUGGAGAUCUGUACUGAGUAUUGACGCGUGGCAUAAUGAAAGAAGAAAAAAGAUAAUAAAAACUAUAAUUCUUUGCAAUUUAUUAUUAUUAUUAUUAUUAUAAUAAAAAAUCAACGAGCUAGUUAGUAGUUAGAGUAUCUCCAUCAAUACAAUUGCAAAAGUAAUUGUAUUUGUGUUUUUUAUUGUCAACCCAAAAAUUUUGCAAUCCACAUCACAUUCAUUUCAUUCACCUACAUCAAUGCAAUUAACUUGCAAUUACAAAUAUAAUUAAAUAUUAUGUUUAAAUUAUAUAAAAUUAAGUAAAAGAGAAAAAAAAUAUAUAAAAUACAAAAUCGCCAUUUUUUAGGCUUUUUUUACUUGCAUAUUGAAUUUUAUUUGUUGUAAGCUUGCAAAUAUACAAUUAAUAGUCAUAUCAAUGCAAUAGGUUUUUGCAAUUGCAUAUAUCUAUAUCAUGUCAUUUUGCAAUUCAGAAUGCAAUACUAAUGUGGAUGCUCCGUACUUGUUGCUAUCCAGCCAAGCCGCACGUUUUUAGCACCAAGUCAGUUCCAUGGUUCACCAACUAUGAAGAAAGCAACGGCGUUCUUACUUACCACGUACACAGCCGUUGGAUCCACAUUCCACACUCUAUCCCUUCACAAUCGUUGGAUAAGUGUGAUGCCAAUCCUAUAAAUAUAAUGACAAGCAUUAAUUCAAAUUAGUUGCUGAGAUCGGUUCGAGUUUAGUUAUCAUAUAGUUUAGUUUAUAAUUUGUAAUUGUUCGUUAUCACGUUGCUUAAUAUUAAUUAGUAUUUGAGCAAUUUAUGAUUACAUAAUUUCUCUUUUAAUUUAUUAAAUGAGACAUAUUAGUACACGUGCUCAAAUUCUUAGAAUGGUGUGAUGUAUAAUUUAACCAUAUAUGAAUUAUCAACAAGUCAAUGAUUAAGUUAUUAAAUGAUUCGCUCAUAAGUUGAUACUAGCUAGUUGAGGACCUGAACUGGCUUCACUAGCCGUACCGUCGCACGCGCGAGCCAUCUCAAAACGAGCUAGCUAGCUCAACAAGCCACCAAAUCGAAUUGGCUCCUGUGAGCCCAAUAAACAAUUUUAGUCCAAACUCUGACUGGUUUGUAAAUGAGCCGAGUAUUAAACGACGAGUUGGCUCAUUUGCUUCCCUAAUACGCAGUAAAAGAAAAUUAUUGAUUGCCUCAUCUCCCAUACUCCAUGGCAGCACAGAAACAAGGUCACGAAGACAUCCAAGUCCAACUGCAAGUCAUUACACGUCCACCGGCCGACGACGGCCCAUCUCCGCAACCGCCCGGCCCACAGCAACAACAGCAACUCGUCGUCGUCCCCAAAGCCAAACAAAUCAAGUGGUGGCUAAAAGUCCUCACCUACGCAGCAAUCAUACUCACCUCCCAAACGGCCGUCGUUUUACUUGCAAGGCUCUACUUCGUCAAAGGCGGAGCCAGCAAGUGGCUCGUAACCACCGUCCAGCUCGCCGGCUUCCCUCUCCUCAUCCCUUACUACCUCUACCACCUCACCAGAAACCACGCCGUCGACGGUGGUGACCGGCGACAACCGCCUUCAAACUUGACACAUGGAGCUUUUUACACGAUCGUCGGGCUCCUCACCGGCGGGAGCACGUACCUCUACUCCACGGGGAUCGACUACCUCCCCGUCUCGACGUCGACGCUCAUCGCGUCGUCGCAGCUGGCGUUCAACGCCUUCUUCUCCUACUUCCUCAACUCCCAAAAGUUCACUCCCCUCGUCGUCAACUCGCUCUUCCUCCUCACCGUCUCCUCCGUCCUCCUCGUCUUCGCCGGGGACCCCGCCGCCGAUCCCAGGGGGAUCACCAGGGCCAAGUACACGGUCGGGUUCCUCUGCACCCUCGCCUCCGCGGCGGCGUCGGGGAUGUUCUUCUCCGUCUCCGAGUACGCCUUCAGGAAAGUUCUCAAGGUGCGGAGCCUGAAGGUGGUGAUGAACAUGCUGAUGUUUCAAGGGAUGGUGGCGAGCGGGAUCGGCGCGGUGGGGCUGUUGGCCAGCGGCGACUGGAAGGGACUCGGGAAGGAGAUGGAGAACUACGAGCUCGGGAAAGUUGGCUACGUGAUGACGUUGGUUUGGACCGGCGUGACGUGGGAGCUCUUCGCGGUGGCGACGAUGGCGUUGGUCUUCGAGGUGAGCUCCGUCUUCUCCAACGCCGUCGGCACCGUGGGGCUGCCGCUGGCGCCGAUCAUGGCGGUGGUGAUAUUCGACGACAGGAUGAGCGGUGUCAAGGCGGUGGCGAUGGUGCUGGCGCUCUGGGGCUUCCUUUCUUACCUCUGCCACCACUACUUGGACGGCCGCCGGGAGGAGAAUAAGGAACAGUUUGAUCACUAAUCCUGCAGUUAAUUACUGUGCUAAAUUGUUUUUACUUUCUUGGUAAUAAUAUGCUACGAAAAAAGACUAAGCAAGGCAUCGAAUUAGUGGAGAUAUGUUGGCCGCCAUUAUUGGAAAUGGAACGUCCACAUUAGUGGUGUCAUUAAUGUAAUGGAUGUCGUUUUAGGUGGGAUCUCUUGAAUAAUUAAUUAAUGGAUGUCGAAUUAGGUGGUCUCAAAAUAGAUUUGUUGGACUCAUUAAUCUAGCUCGAAGUCAUAAGUUUUUCCUUUCUGUAGCUAUUUAUAGAUAAUCAUUUGUCUAUUUUUUAUCCAAACCCUUUUCAAAUUCUUUUAUAUUAUUCAGAUCUAUCGAAAUACUGAAAAUUAGUCAAAUGUUAACUUUCAGUUAGCAAUUUUGUUAGUAAUAUGAGGCACAUUAAGGUCAACAUUGCAAAAUUUUAGUAUUUUAACUAAGAAAAGAGUUACAAAAUUAUUAACGAUAACUUAAAAAUGGCUAAUAUUUUGAUGCGUUACGAAAGAUUUGGUUAAUUAAUGGAAUUUUAAUAGGUUUAGAUUAUAUAAAAGAAUUUGAAAAAGGUUUGGAUAUAAAAUAGACAUUACGCUAAGGAUGGGUAAAAUAUCUGUAACCGUGGAUAUCCGCCCGAAUCCGGUCUAAUCGGGUAGGGUAAAACCCGAACCCGAAGGAAAUUUAGUGGGUACGGGUAAAUCCCAAACCCGAAUAUUGCGGAUAAUGGGCGGGCAUGGGUUUCUCACUAUCCAACCCGAACCCGCCCGAUUAUACACAUGCAUAUGUAUUUUUUGUCUAUAAAUAAUCAUAAUUUUUCUCUAACAUAUUUUAUAUUUAGCAUAUAAAUAUAAUAUUUUCAUGAAAUUGUGAUGUUUUAAUUAAUUUUCUUCAUUUUAGUGAAUUAUUGUCGUACUUUUUCUCUUACGUAAAGUGAGAUUACAUGUGAAUGUUAACAUAUUGGUUGGAGUUGUGAAGAGAAAUUAUUACCCAUGGAUAAUCGUGGAUACCCGAAAUCCAAACGGAUAUGGGUAUGAGCAUGAUUUUGAUUUUCUACCCAUUUCACAUAUGGAUAUGAGUAUGGAUAAAACCCGAACUACUUUAAGUAGGGUAACGUUCCGCCCCGACCCAUUAUCAUCCCUACAUUACCCUAAUCAUUUUCAAGCUGUCUUCCACUUCAGCUCCCCUGCACUGUUGUUCAUUUCUUGAUCACCAGACUUCCUUUCUUCGGCAACAAUACACAGAUAGCUCGAAUUACUCCAUACAUUUGAUUAAAUGGUAAACAAAAAGAAUAACCAUACUCCAUAAUGUGCGCCAUUAUUUGUAAAUGGAACCUCCACUUAACUAAUGGGGUCAAUUUAUUCCUUUCACUACUAAUGUGGGAAAAUUAUCAUUUGUAUUAGGUGGUCCAAUUUAUUCCUUCCACUCCUCGACGAAAGUUAAGGCAUAUUAUUUGUCGUCAAUGUUUUUAUUAUAAAUGGCUAACUUUUAAAAAGAAUAUAUAUAUAAUUUUAUAAUUGUAUUAAAAACCAUAUCUUCAAAAAAAAAAAAUCACAACACCAAACACAUCUCAAACUCCUAAAUUACAAUAAACUCAAACACCUGAUAUUCGCUGUAAAUUCAUUACGAUAAUCGGUUAAUGUACAAGCUGGACUGGUGUUUUCCCACGUUUAUAAAAAUGUAGGGGUAUAUAUAUUUAAUAAAGGGUGGCUUCUAGGGAACCCCGGGUGAAAUCCGGGGUAUCAUAUAUCUUGAGUAUGAAAAUUCUAUCUAGACCUCGAAUUAACAGAAUUUUUGGACCUAAUAUUGUACCAUAAUCCUUAAUGAGUGAACCCUAUGUACUAGUUAUCUAAAUCAUAAACUAUAAACUCUAAGAUGGUGCAUUCAUUUUUUGCCUAUAUUUGGGUGAAUCAUUACCGUCGAUUAUUGUUUCUAAUUAAAUUGAUCUUGGGGUAUAAGAUUUAGAGAAUUAAGGUCUAGAUUGUGA